Triticum turgidum subsp. durum (durum wheat) is the source of this 2604-nucleotide messenger RNA. The record is from the annotation of a GenBank genome assembly. NCBI's taxonomy places the organism in Eukaryota, Viridiplantae, Streptophyta, Magnoliopsida, Poales, Poaceae.
AUGGAUGACAGUUGCGCGGUGUGCGCGGACGCGCUCGAAUGGGUGGCUUACGGGCCGUGCGGGCACCGCGAAGUGUGUUCAACCUGCGUCGUCCGCCUUCGCUUCGUACUCGAGGAUUCUCUAUGCUGCAUCUGUAAGACGGAUUGCCCCUCCGUCUUCGUCACAAAGGCCAUGGGAGAUUACACAAAAGUGAUCUUGGAUUUCUCUGUUUUGCCCACUGAGGCAAAUGAGGGAAAUGUGGGGGAGUACUGGUACCAUGAGGAUACAAAGGCAUACUUUGAUGAUGCUGAUCAUUAUAAGAUGAUAAGGGCGAUGUGCCGACUUUCUUGUAGUGUAUGUGACAAAGCUGAGGACCAGGUUGGUCAGGCAGCACAAGCAAAGCGCCGAAGCAGGUUCAAGAGCAUUGAUCAGCUAAAGGGACAUUUGUUCCAUCAGCAUAGGUUAUACAUGUGUAAUCUUUGCUUGGAGGGGAGAAAGGUAUUCAUUUGUGAACAGAAGCUUUAUACAAGGGCACAGUUAGCUCAGCAUACAAAAACUGGUGACUCUGAGGUGGAUGGCUCUGAGAUUGAACGCAGUGGUUUUGCAGGACACCCAGUGUGUGAAUUUUGUAAAUAUCCAUUAUAUGGAGAUAAUGAGCUUUACACACAUAUGUCCAGAGAACACUAUUCGUGCCACAUAUGUCAAAGGCAGCAUCCUGGGCAGUAUGAUUAUUUCCGGAACUAUGAUGAUUUAGAGAUGCAUUUUCGUAAAGAUCAUUUCCUCUGUGAAGAUGAUGCAUGUUUGGCCAAGAAAUUUGUUGUCUUCCAGAGUGACGCAGAGAUCAAGAGACAUAAUGCUAUGGAGCAUGGUGGGCGGAUGUCUCGUGCCCAGAGGAAUGCGGCACUUCAGAUACCUACCAGUUUUAUAUACCAAAGGAAUGAGCAAGAUCAAAGGCGUGGCAGAGGUAGGGGCCAUAAUGCUCACCAUGACAGAUUUGACAGGGAUUUCUCAUUAUCUGUGCGGGAUGGCAGUGCAACUGCAGACCAUGGCCUUGGAAGUCGAGUUGAUAGUGUUGCAGGGCCUUUCCAGUCAUUAAGUGUCAGUUCCAGUUCUGGUCGAAGUCGAACAGAAAUUGGUCGAAGCUUAGGGAAUCGUCGCGUGCUCGAGCAGUUGUCUUUUCCUCCACUUCAAGACCAGGAUAUUCCUGAUGCUAGGAUUGAUGCUGUUCCCUAUGAAACCUUGUUUCCUCCCGUCUCAGAGCAGCAAUCAAGGUAUGCGCUGGCUCUUAAUCAGAGCUCAAGGGGUUCUGCGAGGCUUGGUGAUGAAUCAUUAUUCCCUCCAUUGCCUGGGUCAAGUAACAAGGGUUCUGCUUCAACACAACAGGGGCUGCAAAGUCUUGCUAAGAACACACUUGCAUCAAGGCUGCAACAACGUAGUAAGGGCACCGUGAAGGUACUAUAUUCUGCUCAGUCUCAAACAGGUGAAAAUCCUGAGAUAGUACCUCAUGUUUCCACUUCCACCCAGACAUGGCCUACACCUGACCAGGGGCUACAUCUCUCUGGUUCUUCUCAACUUCGGAUUGUAACUCAAUCAACAAGAGAUAAUGGGCUCAUGCCAUCUGCCUCCAGCGGUUCAGCAUGGAAUUCCAGAGCUUCAAACAAGAUGAAGCACUCUAUUUCGACCCCUAAUUUUGUUUCUGGUGGGUCCUCUGCCCAGGCAUCAUCAAGUACAGCUUAUGGCAAUAAAAAGCAACUGCCACCACAAAGCAGCCAACCUUUGCCUGUUGUGGAGGAUGUUCGACAAGCAAACAAAUCCCUUGUGGAAAGAAUGCGUGUUGCAUUAGGAAUGGAUGAGGAUAGGUUCUCCGCGUUCAAAGAAAUUGCAAGUGAAUACCGUCAAGGCGUCAUUGAUACUUCAGAGUAUCUCUCGUAUGUGGAGCAGUUUGGUAUAUCACAUCUUGUUCCUGAAAUGGCUAAGUUGUUGCCUGAUCCUCUGAAGCAGAUGGAACUUGCUGAUGCCUAUUACACCAACAUGCGUUUUAAAAGUCUCCAAGAAAAUGGCGGUUGUGAAACCAUUACUGUGAAAGAGAACAAGCGUAAAAAUAAGGGCAAGGGAAAAACACUUGAUGCAGAAACAGCUACUGCUAAGGAUGCAAGUGAAUCGCUAGCUGAUAGCUUUAUGGACACUGUAAGAAAGCUUCAGUCGAACAACAAGGCUCAAGAAGGAGAGGCUGCAGUGCUUUCGAAGGAUGGGUAUCGAUCUUCCAAGGAAAAAAUCCCACUAUCAGCUGGAGGGUCAUCCUGUGGUACAAAGAUGUGUCUAGACGGUGAUCCAGUUGCCAUUUCAAAGGCGUCUGGCACUAGUAGGUAUGUGGGCAAGGGUGGAGGAAGCACCGGUAGCAGCAGCAGCAGCAGCAGUAACAACAAACAAUCGAAGAAGACGUCAAAGUUUCUCAGAGCCCGGUUGGGUGACAACUCAUUGGCUACACUUGAUUUUAGUCAUCCUGAUGUGAGCCCUGAACGACCUGAAAGGGAGACACAAGUCCUGCAAACUGGGUUGCCUGUGCGAAGUGUUUGGAAGAAUGGUGCAGCACAGAAGCUCUUCUCCAGCAAUGGAAAGAAAUAG